AUGAAUAUCAGAGAUUCGUUUGGAGAUACUAACGAAGGAGAAGAAAGUGAUACGGGGAAGACCAAGAAGAAGAUGAGUCCUGAAUCUUCAAUCUUUUCAACUAUUCUCGCUGAUAUUGAAGAGAACCCAACGAUAUUGGAGGUGAAACAGAUGAAUUUGAGCGCUGAAUUCUUAAUCUUUUCAACAAUUGACGCUGAUGGUGAUGAACAGAGUCCAGCGAUACUGCAGAAUAAGAACAACAAGAAAUUGAAGAAGACCCCAAUUGACUUCACGAGUACGGUACCAGAAACCCUAACUCAUUCAGAUUCGAUCGGCGCUCUCAAUGAAGAACUAAAGAUUAUGAGAUCUGAAACAGAGAUCAGAGGUCAAACGAGUGAUCGAUCUGUGUCUUGUAACCCUGGUUACGAUAGAGAAUGUAAUUGCGUAGAAGAGGGGAAAGUGGAACAACGUGAAAAAGCUAAGUUUCUUGCGGAUGAGGUUAUUGAGUGGCUCUUGAGAGAUAUGAAAGAAUCCGAAAUCUCUACUGGUACUGAAGUCUUGGCGUGCAAAUUAGGGAAUGGUGACAUACUCGAGACUAUUGAUGACAUGUUACCAAUGAUGAUUGGUGAUGAAGAUGAACAGGUGAAUGAUACAGACGGUUGUGGUCGGGUUGAUGAGUUUGUUGAUAAGGUGUUAGAAGAGAUUGAGAAAGAUGGGAGUUACUUACACUGGAUUGAAGAUGGUUAUAUGUUUGGAGGGUUGCUUGAGAAUCUGAUAAGAGAUAGAUUGAUAGAGAAAGCUGAGAAGGAAGAGAGAGAGGUUUCUUCAUGGGUCUCUAAUGGGGUUGCAGAAGGAGAGAAAGAAGAA
Messenger RNA from Camelina sativa (false flax), 846 nucleotides. Lineage: Eukaryota; Viridiplantae; Streptophyta; Magnoliopsida; Brassicales; Brassicaceae. The record is from RefSeq and is a predicted model, not a curated record.